This is a messenger RNA of Rhodamnia argentea, 1332 nucleotides long. Its product is annotated as beta-D-glucosyl crocetin beta-1,6-glucosyltransferase-like. The coding region runs from base 1 to 1332 and encodes 443 amino acids. The transcript has a single exon. Lineage: Eukaryota; Viridiplantae; Streptophyta; Magnoliopsida; Myrtales; Myrtaceae. Gene Ontology annotation, molecular function: UDP-glycosyltransferase activity. The record is from RefSeq and is a predicted model, not a curated record.
AUGGCUACGACCAGAAGAACUAUUAGAGUUCUCAUGCUUCCAUGGCUUGCUCAUGGUCACAUAUGUCCAUUACUAGAGUUAGCCAAAAAGCUCUCUCAGAGGAACUUCCACAUCUUCCUAUGUUCAAGCCCUGUCAACCUUAGUUCCAUCAAAAUCCCUCUUGAAUAUUGUUCCACCAUUGAGCCGGUGGAGCUCCAUGUUCCACCUUUACCUGAUCUCCCUCCUCGGUAUCACACGACUAGGGGCUUACCGCCUCACCUCAUGUCGACACUCAGGAUGGCCUUCGACAUGGCGGGUCCCAACCUCUCCGUUAUCAUCGAUGACUGCAAACCCGAUUUGGUUAUCUUCGAUUAUCUCCUCCGGUGGGCACCCGAAGUCGCAAGGUCACGCGGCAUCCCGGCAGUCGGCUUCUCGACCGGGGCAGCAGGGAUGAACUCAUACAUAUUCCACUUUAUCAAGAGGCCGGACGAUGAGUAUCCAUUCAAGGAACUUUCACUUAAAGACUAUUGGAUAGCAAAGUAUAGGAACCAAAUGAAACAAGCACCGACGUAUUGCAUGGGUGCCACGGAAAAGAUCGUGCGAUGCAACGACCAAUCGGCUGGCCUAAUCUUCAUGAAGGGCAUCAGGGAAUUGGAGGGCAAAUACAUUGACUACCUAAGGGACCUUUCGGGAAAGAAAGUCGUGCUGGUCGGCCCUCUAGUUGAAGAACCUGUCCAAGAGGAUGGGAAUCACAUAAUUGAGUGGCUUGACCAAAAGGAAAGAUCAUCGACCAUAUUCAUCUCCUUUGGCACGGAGUACUUCCUCACGGAGAAGGAAAGAGAAGAGAUAGCCUUUGGGUUGGAGCUUAGCAAUGUCAACUUCAUUUGGGUGGUUAAAUUUUCGGUGGUAGAGAAUAUCAAGCUCGAAGAGGCACUUCCUGAGGGAUUUCUUGAAAGGGUGAGAGAUAGAGGACUAGUGAUAGAGGGAUGGGCACCCCAAACUAGGGUUCUAGCACAUCCAAGCGUUGGUGGAUUCGUGAGUCACUGCGGAUGGAGUUCGGUCAUGGAGAGCAUGAAGUUUGGAGUCCCGAUCAUCGCGAUGCCAAUGCAUCUCGACCAACCAUUCAAUGCGAGGCUCGUCGAGGACUUUGGGGUUGGAUUGGAGGUGAUGAGGAAUGAGAGCGGAAAGCUUGAGAGAGAGGAGAUUGCGGAGGUGAUCAAGGCUGUUGUGGUGGAGGAAGGUGGGGAGGGUGUGAGGAAGAAAGUCAAAGAAGUGAGUGUAGGUAUUAGGAAUAAAGGAGAUGAAGAGAUUGAUGAAGUGGAGGAUGCGCUCGUGAAGCUUUGUGUAGUGUAA